Messenger RNA from Nothoprocta perdicaria, 2280 nucleotides. Its product is annotated as bestrophin-1-like. The transcript is spliced from 9 exons. Lineage: Eukaryota; Metazoa; Chordata; Aves; Tinamiformes; Tinamidae. Gene Ontology annotation, molecular function: chloride channel activity. The coding region runs from base 1 to 2280 and encodes 759 amino acids. The record is from RefSeq and is a predicted model, not a curated record.
AUGACCGUCACCUACACCAACCGCGUGGCCGAUGCCCGCCUGGGCACCUUCUCGCAGCUGCUGCUCCAGUGGAAGGGGAGCAUCUACAAACUGCUCUACUCCGAGUUCCUCAUCUUCAUCGCGCUUUACUUCACCAUCAGCCUCGUCUACAGGCUGCUGCUGAGCGAGAGCCAGCGGGUGAUGUUCGAGAAGCUGGCGCUCUACUGCAACAACUACGCCGAGCUCAUCCCCGUGUCCUUCGUGCUGGGUUUCUACGUGGCCCUGGUGGUGUCCCGUUGGUGGGCGCAGUACGAGAGCAUCCCAUGGCCCGACCGCAUCAUGAACCUGGUCUCGUGCAACGUGGACGGGCAGGACGAGUACGGGCGGCUGCUGCGCCGCACGCUCAUGCGCUACGGCAACCUGUGCAGCGUGCUCAUCCUGCGCUCCGUCAGCACCGCCGUCUACAAGCGCUUCCCCAGCAUGGAGCACGUGGUGCGGGCAGGCCUCAUGACGCCUGAAGAACACAAGAAGUUUGAGAGCUUGAACUCGCCCCACAACAAGUUCUGGAUCCCGUGCGUGUGGUUCUCCAACCUGGCGGUGAAGGCGCGCAACGAGGGGCGGAUCCGGGACAGCGUGCUGCUCCAGGGCAUCCUCAACGAGCUCAACACCUUGCGCAGCCAGUGCGGGCGGCUCUACGGGUAUGACUGGAUCAGCAUCCCCCUGGUCUACACGCAGGUGGUCACCGUGGCUGUUUACAGCUUCUUCCUGGCGUGUCUCAUCGGGCGGCAGUUCCUGGACCCAGAAAAGGCCUAUCCCGGCCACGAGUUAGAUCUCUUUGUACCUGUGUUCACCUUCUUGCAGUUCUUUUUCUAUGCUGGCUGGCUCAAGGUGGCUGAGCAGCUCAUCAACCCUUUUGGGGAGGACGACGACGACUUCGAAGCCAACUGGCUCAUCGACAGGAACCUGCAGGUCUCCCUUAUGGCAGUGGACGAGAUGCACCAGGAUCUGCCCCUUCUGGAGAAGGACCUGUACUGGAAUGAGCCUGACCCGCAGCCACCCUACACGGCAGCCACCGCUGAGUACAAGCGCCCCUCGUUCCUCGGCUCCACCUUUGACAUCAGCAUGCAGAAGGAAGAGAUGGAGUUCCAGCCGCUGGAGCAAAUCAAGGAGAACGAGGAGGCCAACCACUCCACGCCGCUGCUGGGACACCUGGGCCGCCUGCUGGGCGUCCACUCGCCGACCUUCUCCAGGUCGUCGUCCCGCAUGAACCUGCUGCGCCGGCGCGGGGAGCCCCCGUCGCCCUUCGCCCACUACACGUACCAGGACGUGGCGAAGCCCGGCAGCCCCUGCGGCACCAACCAGCCGCGGGGAGACGCCAGCGCCCAGGAGCAGUGGGAUGGCGAGGACGGAAAGCUGAGGGACUUUGAUGCCUUCAUGUCAACCCCCUUCUACGAGAGGCCCGGCUUCUACAGCGCCCCGCAGACCCCCAUCAGCUCCAUCCCCAUGAUCUUCCCGUCAAGGCGGCAGGGCCGCAAGAAGCCGCCCGCGCUYUCCAGCAUCGCCGCGUGCUCCACAUCUCUUCGGGACGUCGUCGCCAACUCGCCUUCCAGGGUGAGCGACACCUACAAGAGCCAGAGCUCCAUCGGCUCCGCGCUGAAGGAAACGUUCGUCUGGCCCGCGGCAGAGCGGGGCAAAGCGCCCGACACCCUCGUGGUGACCGUCGAGGAAGAGCAGAGCGGCCUGAGCAAUAGCAGCAGAGAAGCUGCCGCCUUGGGGAGCCCGGGAGCUCAGUCCUCAGCGUCAGGGAGCCCUAAAUUCCCCUGCCUGGCAGACUCCCCGGAGCACGAGAAGCAGGGCAGCUUCAGGAGCCUGAGGAGCCCAAAAGGCUGCCCCCCUCCCUGGCUGCCGCUGGAGAACGCAGCGGCCGCCACCCCCRGCUCGGAGCACUCGAGCGCCUUUCACACCCCCAGCAACAAGACCCCCGGCGGCAGCGCCUCCCUCUGCUUUUCCUUCACCCCGCUGACGUCCCCCGUGCUGGAGAGGUCCCACGCGGGGAGCGCGGGCCCUGACGCUCACAGCCUGAGUUCAGAGGAGGCCACCACUGCUCCAGAGCAGCAUCCCGAGGUGCCAGGGCUUGCGAGGGACAGCGGGAACRGCAGCACCGCCCUCCCUGCCGCCAAAGAGCCGAGACGCGCCGAGAACCCUUCUCCCAACGACUCCGGCAUCUCCCUAGCGGAGGGCGACUACGUGGGGCUCAUGGAAGUGAUCUUGGAAACGAGUGAAGGCGCCUGCGAUGAGUAG